This is a messenger RNA of Laetiporus sulphureus 93-53, 2210 nucleotides long. Its product is annotated as FAD/NAD-P-binding domain-containing protein. The record is from RefSeq and is a predicted model, not a curated record. The coding region runs from base 81 to 1985 and encodes 634 amino acids. Gene Ontology annotation, molecular function: NADP binding; flavin adenine dinucleotide binding; N,N-dimethylaniline monooxygenase activity. The transcript has 13 exons. NCBI's taxonomy places the organism in Eukaryota, Fungi, Basidiomycota, Agaricomycetes, Polyporales, Laetiporaceae.
UAAUUUUUCUUGUCUAUCAGCAAGAUCAGGAUAUAAGAGCCAUUGGACGCUUUCCCGGCUCCCCGUCUGUCGCGUUCGCCAUGGCUGCCGCUGUUGUUGCCCCCAACCUCGCCGUCCCUCCGUACAACAAGCCGAACGGCCUCGCGCAAUCUGUUCUUGAUGCGCAGAAGUCUGUCAACGGCACUAAUGCACUGAAACCUGCCCUGCCAACCCUGGAUCGACUCGGCGCAUCGCUGCAGCCGGACGUCGACGUCAAAAAGGUCGCAUCUGAAUGGUUCAGAAUUUUCAGUGACUACAUCUCAGCAGGUGACGUCGACGGCAUCGCUAGUCUCUUUCUUGAGGAUGGUUGGUGGCGCGACAUGCUCGCGCUCACUUGGGAGUUCCGCACUUUCCACGGCAUUGAAAAGAUCAAGAAGUUCUUGCAAGAUCAACUGCCGGUCAUCAAGGUAGCUUCGUUGAAGCUGCGAGAAGCAGACACAUUGCUGCAGCAGCCAUACCCCGACCUUGCAUGGAUCCGGGCGUCUUUCGACUUUGAGACAGAGGUCGGUAUUGGAAGCGGUGUUUUUCGCCUAGUCCCAACGGCGGACGGAACGUGGAAGGCGUUCACACUGUAUACGAACCUCGAAGACCUGAAGGGCUUCCCCGAGAAGAUCGGCCUCAACCGCGAGUUCCUGCCCAACCAUGGCAAGUGGCUGGACCAGCGAGAGCGGGAGACGUCAUUCGCAGAUGGCGACCCGCAAGUUCUGAUCAUAGGUGGAGGGCAGAGUGGUCUUGACAUUGCGGCGAGAUUGAAGAACCUGGGCGUUUCUUCUCUGGUCGUCGAGAGGCAAGCGCGGAUUGGUGACCAAUGGAGGUUGCGAUACGAAGCGCUUUGCCUCCAUGAUCCUGUCUGGUACGACCACAUGCCCUACUUGCCGUUCCCGCCUUCAUGGCCGGUCUACACACCGGCCCAGAAACUCGCAGGGUGGCUCGAAUACUAUGCAGAGGCGAUGGAGCUGAACGUGUGGACCUCCACCGAAGCGACGAGCGUCAAGAGGACGGAUAACGGCAAAUGGGAGGUGACCGUACGCAAGGCAGACGGUACCGAGCGUAGAUUCCACAUCGAUCAUGUCGUCAUGGCACUCGGUCUUGGUGGCGGCGUGCCACUGAUACCAAACAUCCCCGGCCAGGAAGAGUUCCAAGGGCAAAUUCUACACUCUACACAACAUAAGUCGGCCAGGGACCACCUUGGCAAGAAGGUCGUGCUCAUCGGUUCGGCUACCUCAGCUCACGACGUUGCGGCUGACUACGUCGAUCACGGUGUUGAUGUGACGAUCUUCCAGCGAGGCGCUACAUACGUGAUGACCACGAAAGAGGGCAUGCCCCGCAUUUUCGGCAAAACAUAUUGGGAGGGCACAGGCCCCGUCGAACCAAUCGACCGCAUUCACAGUUCCCUGCCAAUCCUCCUGUCCAAGGAGCUCCAGAAGCGCGUCACUGCCGAGAUAGCAGAGGCCGACAAGGAGCUCCUGGAAGGCCUCAAGAAGGUCGGUUUCAGGACUUACCUCGGUGAAGAGGGCUCGGGCUUCCUCCCUCUGGCGUCCACGCGUGGAGGCGGCUACUACCUGGACGUCGGCGCUUGUCAGAAGAUCAUCGAUGGACAAAUUAAGCUGAAGAAUGACGCGCAGAUCGAGCGCUUCACCAAGACCGGUCUGAAGUUCACGAAUGGAACCGAGCUGGAUGCGGACGUUGUUAUGUAUGCGACAGGGUUUGACGGCGCGACAAAGGCAAUUGAUCGACUAGUCGGGAAGGAGCUCGGCUCGAAGGUGCAUCCUAUCUGGAAUCUGACCGAGGAGGGCGAGCAGCGCGGCGCAUGGCGAUAUAUCGGCCUGCCUAACUUCUGGUUCAUGACUGGUAAUCUCGCGAUGUGUCGCUUCCAUUCGAAGCAUCUCGCUCUCCAGAUCAAGGCCAUACAAGAAGGCCUCUACGGUGAACGCUAUGCGCCCUGAACUGGAGUUGAUUCAUCGUUUCUUUGGGCGGUCUUGCGCAUGGGAAUUCUCAAUGAGCUUAGAGACUGAAAACGAAGUAGUAGAUAGUAGACAAACGUAUCAUUGGCUCCGGAUUAACGAUGUGACACGGCUCGACUUUGAUCACCAGUCAAAGCUUUUGUUCAUACCGCAUCCUUCCUUCCUUGGUCCAUUCACUUCGAUUCAUGGCCUAAGGUUCUUGUUCGC